AUGAGAAUAUUUAUUAAUAAUGUAAACACAUAUAGUGGUAGUUGUUUAUGCGAAACAUUCGAUGAAAUAGGAAAAAAAAAAACUGAAAUAUAUGGAACUCUUUCAGAAAAUGAGAAAGAAGAAAAUUCUAUAAUAUAUAUUUAUGACAAUGUAAAAAAAAUAAUAUCAAAAAUACCUAAAGACAAUAUAAUCAAAAAUAUUUUAAAAUGUGAUCUGAUUAUUUAUGAUUUACAUAAUACUAAUAUAGAAGAAAUAGAAUAUAUUAUAAGAAAAUUAAAAUAUGAAAAAUUAAAUAAAAAAGUUACUUUUAUUUUGAUUUCCUCUAUAAUGACAUGGAAUAAAACAAAAAGAAAAUUUAUAAAAAAAAAAAUUGAAGAAAUAAAAAAUAAUAGCGGAAAUAAUGAAGAAUUAAUAGAAAAUAAAAAUCUUGAAAAUAAAAAUUCAUUAUAUGAAAAAAAUAACACAAAUGAUGAAGACAAUGAAUCAAAAUAUAUAUGUAUUCCACAAGUAUUUAGUGAGUCGGAUUAUUUCAAAAGAAUGUCAUCUAAUUACUUUGAAGAGUAUAAAAGUGUUGAAACUCUUAUACUAUCUUUAAAUUCUAUUAAAAAUUUAAAUACAUAUGUAGUAGCAUCAGGAUUAUUAUAUGGAAAUGGUGAAAAUAUAUUUUUUUCUAUCUUUAAAAAUGCUUGGUUAAGUAAAGAUAAUCAUAUUAUCGAUAAAGGAAAUAAUUACAUUCCUGUAAUUCAUAUAAAAGGUUUAUGUGAAUAUAUAAAAGAAUUAUAUUUAAGUGAAUCAACAAAAAAGUAUUUAAUAGCUGUUGAUAAUGAAUUUAUUACACAAAAAAAGCUUAUAGAAACUGUAGCAAAUCAUAUUUCAGGUAAUAAUAAUUUUAUAAAUGUUCCAUCUAAUGAUUGUUUAUUUUUAGAGAAUGCUGAAUAUUUAUGUGUUAAUUUAAGAUUUUCAUGCACAAAUUUUUAUUAUAAUAAUGAAAAAAAAAAGAAAAAUUCCAAAAAAAAAAAAAGAAGCAGUUCUAAUGAUGAUGAAAAUAAUAAAAGUGAGACGGAUGAAAUAAAAGAAAAUGAGGAUGAUGAAGAAAAAGAAGAUGAAGAUGAAGAGGAAGAUGAUGAAGAAAAAGAAGAUGAAGAAGAAGAAGAAGAUGAAGAAAAAGAAGAUCAAGAAGAAGAAGAAGAUGAAGAAAAAGAAGAUGAAGAAGAAGAAGAAGAUGAGGAGAAGAAGAAAAAGGAAAAGAAGAAGAAAAAGAAGAAGAAGAAGAAGGAGGAGGAUGAAGACGAAGAGGAAGAAGAGGAGGAAGAUGAAGAGGAAGAAAAGGAAGAAGAUGAUGAAGAAGAUGAAGAAGAAGAAGAAGAUGAAGAAAAAGGAGAAAAAGACAAGGAAGAUGAAGAUGAAGAUGAAGAAGAGGAAGAAAAAAAAAAGGAAGAAAAAAAUAAUCAUAUACGUAAAAAAAAAAAAAAAAAAUAUUUAAUUAAAUUUCACUGUUCUGAUGGUUUUUCAAAAAAUAUUUCUAUUCUAUCUAGAGAAUUUUGUGAACACAGAAAUCUCAAAGUUUUAAAAAUUUUAAUUUUGGGUCCCCCUGGAAGCGGAAAAUCAUUUAUAGCUAAAAAAAUAUGUGAACAUUAUAAUUUAACACUAUGUUCAACUAACUCAUUGAUUGAUGAAUAUAAAAAUAAUAAUUAUAGUUUUCCUGAUUAUUAUAAAAAAUACUUAAAUGAACUAGAAAAUGAAAAAAAAAAAAAUGUUAAAAAAAUAAAGUUAAAAUUAGAUGAUCUUUCGUCUAUUUUUUAUAAAAAGUUAGAAAAUAAUGAAUGCAAAUUUAGAGGAUUCGUUUUAGACUUUUUCCCUAGAAACUAUGAUGAAGCAAAAUAUUUUUUUGAAAAUUAUUGUACAAAUGAUGAACAAAUAAAAAAAAUUACUGGAAGCAAUAUAAAUCUGAAUAAAGAAAAUCACAAAUAUAAGAAAGAAAAAAAAAAGAAAAAUAAAAAUAGUGAAAAUGAAAAAGAUGAAGAAGAAAAUGAAGAAAUGGAAAAAAAUGAUGAAGUUGAAGAUGAAGAGAAAGAAGAAGAAGAAACGGAAGAAGAAGAGGAAGAGGAAGAAGAAACGGAAGGAGAAGCGGAAGAAGAUGAAACAGAUGAAAAAAAAGAUGAAGACGAGGAAGUUAAAGAUGAAGAAAAAGGUGAAGAGUCAUAUGAAGAUGAAACAAAAGAAGAAAACGAAAGUAAUAAAAGCGAAAUAAGUACUAAUAAGUCAAAUAACAAUAAUUCUCUUUCUAAUUCUGAUGAUUCUUUAAAAAAAAAUGGCACUAAUAGAGAUACAAUAAUAUCAAAAAAAAAGAAAAAAAAAGAAAAGGUUAUUAAAUACACAAAUAAUUUGAUAAUGCCUGAAUUUAUCGUUAUAUUAAAGGCUAAAGAAGAAUUAUGUAGAAAAAGAAUGAUGAACUUACCUGAAGAGGAAAUCAUAAAAGGACACAAUGAUGAAAAUGGAUUUGAAAGGAGAUUCAAAAAAUAUACAAAUGAAAAUUGUAGAAAUGAUUAUUUUGAAAAUGAUGAAAAAAAAACUAUUGAAGAUUAUUUUAUAGAAAAAGAGAUAGAAGUGUUUAAUGUAAAUAUAAGUGAAGAUUCAUUGUUAGAAGAUAUUUUAACAAACAUUUUUAUUUAUAUUGAAAAAAAUAAAAAAUUUUAUAAUUUUUUGCCAUCAACAGAUGAAAUUUUGAAAAAAAAAUUAGAACAAAGAGAAUUAUACUUGGUAGAUGAAAAAGAAAGUGUAAAAAAAAUUGAAGGAGAUAUAGUAAUUAAUGAAAUGAAUAGAAAUGAGGAAUUGAUAAAAGCAGAAAAAAAAAGACAGCAAUUAUUACUUGAACACCAACAAAAGUAUAUUCAUAAUCAAUCGGUUCCUUUGAGGUUUUAUUUAAUUAAAAACAUUUUACCAAUAUUAACUGAUGCAUUAAUAUAUAUUUGUAAAACAAAACCUAAGAAUCCAUGCUUACAUAUUGCAGAAUAUUUAUUAAAAAAUGCGCAUAAAUAUAAUGUUGAUGAACAAGAUUUAGAUGUUAUAGAAGAAACUGAAAAAGUAAAAAUAGAAGAAGAAUUAAAAGAAAAAAAUAUAUAA
Molecule: messenger RNA, 3123 nt
Organism: Plasmodium gallinaceum
Lineage: Eukaryota; Apicomplexa; Aconoidasida; Haemosporida; Plasmodiidae
Product: P-loop containing nucleoside triphosphate hydrolase, putative
Exons: 1
Coding region: 1-3123 (1040 amino acids)
Source: RefSeq, a predicted model, not a curated record